GCGGUCAUGGCGCUUUUUACAUCGAUACUACUGGUCGCUGGCUGUUUGUUGUUGCUGCGGUUAAUACAACUGCUUGUUUCGGUACGCCGUGGCCAAAGUGGAGCCACCGUGACGCCACGUUCCACACCAGCCCGAACCAUGGUGGUGAUGGGAUCCGGUGGACAUACUGCCGAAAUGUUGCGCAUAGUCGAACGGCUCGAUGGUGAACGAUAUUCUCCCCGCCAGUACGUGAUCGCCAGCACAGACAAAAACAGUGUUGUGAAAGUUAUCGAGAGCGAAAUCCAUCGGCAACCGGAUCCGGAAAAGCAAACGUACGAAAUUAUUACCAUUCCUCGCAGCCGGAAUGUACACCAGGGUUACAUCAGUUCCAUCGGGACGACCGUGCUGGCGCUGAUCAACUGUGUACCGCUCGUGCUGAAGGCUCGCCCGGAACUAAUCCUCACCAACGGACCCGGCACGUGCGUGCCCGUGUGUAUGGUCGCCUUCCUGGCCCGAUUGCUCUUUAUCAACACCAAAUGUAGGAUAGUGUUCAUCGAAAGCUUCUGCCGCGUGAACAGCCUUUCUCUGAGCGGUCGCAUACUGCUCUACAUCGUGGACAUGUUUGUGGUUCAGUGGCCGGAGCUGCUCGAGAAAACGGCCGCAACGCGUGCAGAUGUUCGCUGCUUUGGCCGAUUGUGAGCAUCCGGACGUGUUACAGCAUCAGCAUACACACUACCUUUAUUUAACUGAU
Messenger RNA from Anopheles maculipalpis, 730 nucleotides. RefSeq names its product UDP-N-acetylglucosamine transferase subunit ALG14 homolog (gene Alg14). The transcript has a single exon. The coding region runs from base 7 to 678 and encodes 223 amino acids. The record is from RefSeq and is a predicted model, not a curated record. NCBI's taxonomy places the organism in Eukaryota, Metazoa, Arthropoda, Insecta, Diptera, Culicidae. Gene Ontology annotation, cellular component: UDP-N-acetylglucosamine transferase complex. Gene Ontology annotation, biological process: dolichol-linked oligosaccharide biosynthetic process.